ACCGGUAUACUCUAUAUCGUAGGAAUAAGUUACGUAGAACGCUGUCAGAGCUUCCUUAGUACAAUAUUCUACCUAAUGAUGGCAAGAGCGACAAGAUUUAUGUGGCUGUUAUUUGCAGUGGCUGCAACAGCGCAGGCGAAACCAUUAAACCCAUCGAUCGACGAAUCUAUCAAUGAAAUUGAGCGUGAUAACACAAAUCUGCAAAAAAAUCCAUUUGGAUCAAAUAAACAACAGAAUUCUGCUUUGCCGACUAACGAAGCAUCAAUACAGGAAACCAUGCGAACUGAUGCUACAGACUCGGCAGUUGGUACCAUGAUCGAUACGACCAUACAAUCAUUUCAGGAAAACUCAACGAUAAAACCGGGUCCGUUCUCUUGGUUCCUGACACCACUGGUGCAGAAAAUCCAGUUCUCGCCACAAUCGUUCCUCAAUGAUCGUCUGCAGCUACUGAAAGAUGUGCUAAACACUCUAGGAAUCAACGUGCUACAAAACGUGACGGCGAAACAGCUAAGUGGAUCCAGCCUAUUGCAUUUCUUGGGUCCUAAUGAUUCUGGUUUCUACACGAACCGACUGGAACCGGCCGGUUUUCUGGGCGGUAACGGCUGGUUCGCCAACAAAGGCGGCAUUCUCGGCGGACCGGGGGCCAUACUCUCCACCGGCAGCCUUCUCACGGAUUAUCCGACUGCUUACAGAAGGAAAUAGAACGGCCUAUCGUUUAUUAAACGUGUGUAAAUAAUCGAAGAGCGAAAACUGUGCAAC
Messenger RNA from Mycetomoellerius zeteki, 759 nucleotides. RefSeq lists its product as uncharacterized. The record is from RefSeq and is a predicted model, not a curated record. Bases 76 to 702 code for a protein of 208 amino acids. NCBI's taxonomy places the organism in Eukaryota, Metazoa, Arthropoda, Insecta, Hymenoptera, Formicidae. The transcript has 3 exons.